AUGGAUCGCGACGAGGGUGCGAACGGAAGGGUGAGAUACAGCAUCGCGAUGGGCGACGACAACCGAGAUUUCACCAUCUCGGAGGACGGCGGUGUCAUCCGAGUGGCGAAGAAUCUCAACUUCGAACGAAAAUCCAGGUACUACCUGACGAUCAGGGGGGAGGACUGUGCUUCAGAGGUGGGGGAAACGCCGCGGGGUGACACCGCUCAGGUCACCGUCACUGUCCUCGACAUAAACGACAAUGCGCCUGUUUUCUUGGACUCGCCCUAUCUGGCGCACGUUAUGGAGAAUAUGGUACCACCUGGAGGUGGAUUCGUCAUACAGGUCAAAGCUUACGACGCAGACACGCCGCCUUACAAUGACCAAGUGAGAUACUUCCUGAAGGAAGGUGACACGGAUUUGUUUCGAAUAAACGCGAGCACCGGCGACAUUUUUCUGCUUCGGCCGCUCGACAGAGAACUGGUAUCAGAAUACACCCUAACAUUGGUGGCCAUGGACACUGGUAAGUUCCAUUUCUCUCGAUCAUCAUAUCGCUACCCUCGACGCGUAGCGUUAAAGGCUAAUUUAUAAUUGCGACGAACGAGGUAAAAGGAACGACGCUACGAGUAGUACAUAGUGGGGAAGAGGGGAAUAAAGGGGACUAAAUAAAGAAAUCGUGGGUUGGAAGGUAUUCCCAGUAGAUUCUUCUGGAGCGCGUACCUUAGGGGAACAGCUAAAUAGGUAUAUACCUGGUAGGAUCUGCACAAAGACCGGCAUUGAAAGGGUAG
This is a messenger RNA of Heterotrigona itama, 767 nucleotides long. Lineage: Eukaryota; Metazoa; Arthropoda; Insecta; Hymenoptera; Apidae. The record is from the annotation of a GenBank genome assembly.